Molecule: messenger RNA, 591 nt
Organism: Candidula unifasciata
Lineage: Eukaryota; Metazoa; Mollusca; Gastropoda; Stylommatophora; Geomitridae
Source: the annotation of a GenBank genome assembly
AUGGAAGGUGUGGUUAUGUCAGAACUGACUAUUGAAGGUGUGGUUAUGUCAGAACUGACUAUUGAAGGUGUGGUUAUGUCAGAACUGACUAUUGAAGGUGUAGUUAUGACACGACUGACUAUGGAAGGUGUGGUUAUGUCAGAACUGACUAUUGAAGGUGUAGUUAUCACACGACUGACUAUGGAAGGUGUGGUUAUGUCAGAACUGACUAUUGAAGGUGUGGUUAUGACACGACUGACCAUAGAAGGUGUGGUUAUGUCAGAACUGACUAUUGAAGGUGUGGUUAUGACACGACUGACUAUGGAAGGUGUGGUUAUGUCACGGCUGACUAUCCAAGGUGUGGUUAUGACACGACUGACUAUCGAAGGUGUGGUUAUGUCAGAACUGACUAUUGAAGGUGUGGUUAUGACACGACUGACUAUGGAAGGUGUGGUUAUGUCACGACUGACUAUCGAAGGUGUGGUUAUGACACGGCUGACUAUGCAAGGUGUGGUUAUGACACAGCUGACUAUGCAAAGUGUGGUUAUGACACGACUGACUAUGGAAGGUGUGGUUAUGUCAGGAUUGACUAUGGAAGGUGAGGUUACAUGA